This is a messenger RNA of Anas platyrhynchos (mallard), 1163 nucleotides long. RefSeq names its product interleukin 23 subunit alpha (gene IL23A). Gene Ontology annotation, cellular component: extracellular region. NCBI's taxonomy places the organism in Eukaryota, Metazoa, Chordata, Aves, Anseriformes, Anatidae. Gene Ontology annotation, biological process: immune response. Gene Ontology annotation, molecular function: cytokine activity. The record is from RefSeq and is a predicted model, not a curated record.
CCGGGGGGACACUGUGGGGACAUCAGGGGACACCGGGAGACAGCGGGUGAACACCGUGGGGAUACCGGGGGAUACCGGAGGACACAGCGAGCCACCGGGAGCCAGCGGGUGAGCACCGGGGGGACACCGGGACCCCGCUCCGCGCUGCACCGCGCCCCUCCCGUCCCGUCCCGUCCCGGGCGGGGGCCGCAGGUGAGCCCGGGGCGGGAGCGGAGCGGGGCCCCGGGGUGCCCGGUGCCGCCGGGCGCGGAGCCACCAGGAACUGCCCCGGGUUUUCCUGCCCGUCCCGUCCCAGCGCGGGGCCGGGGCCGGGCGCGGCGGGGCGCAACUCGGGGACCCCGGCCCGGUAUCGGUUCUGCUUUCGGGGGAGGCGGCGAUUUCGCAGUAACGGGGGGCGGGUGCCACCUGCCCCGGGGAUUCCCCACCUGCCGCCGCCGCCCCAUAAAGAGCCCGGUGGCGGCUCCGGUGGCGGCACCGUCUCGCCAUGGCCCCGCUCCGUCUCCUCUGCCUCUGCCUCCCGGCUCUGCUGCUGCUGCUGCUGCCGGCGCCGCCGGUCUCUGCGGCUCCGGCCCCGGUCCCGGCCCCGGGCACCGACUGGGCCGCCUGUAAGGACCUCUCCCGGGAGCUGUCGCGGCUGCUGGGGACGCUCAAGGAGCCGCACUCGGAGCCGAACCGGGUGCAGAUCGCUGUGGAGGACCCCGAGGGGGAUUGUGCCACCCGCAUCCGCUGCAGCGACGCCUGCGACCCCCCCACGCUGGACACGAACAACACGCGCUGCCUGCGCCGGAUCCUGCAGGGGCUGCAGCACUACCGGGACCUGCUGGGCUCCGAAAUCUUCAAAGACAACCGCCUGCCGCAGCUCGUGGCCACGCUGGACCGGCUGCUGGGGGUCGUGCAGCAGGCACCCGGCCGCCCCUGCCAGGCUCCCACCACCCCAACCUGGGCCGAGCCGCUGCUGCCACAUCUGCGGCACCAAGCGCUCGAGCGGCUGCAGUCCUUCACCACCGUCAUGAGCCGCGUCUUCACCUACAGCGCCAGAACCCACUGACGCCGCCCGCCCUGGGCUCCCCCUUAUUUAUUCCCCCCUCCUCCCUGAGGGGCUAUUUAUGUGCCGUGCUCCCUAUUUAUCUGGGGUAUUUAUGGGUUUCUAAUAAAGGGCUGAA